This is a messenger RNA of Penicillium nucicola, 1455 nucleotides long. RefSeq names its product S53 family peptidase. Gene Ontology annotation, molecular function: serine-type endopeptidase activity; tripeptidyl-peptidase activity. NCBI's taxonomy places the organism in Eukaryota, Fungi, Ascomycota, Eurotiomycetes, Eurotiales, Aspergillaceae. Bases 1 to 1455 code for a protein of 484 amino acids. Gene Ontology annotation, biological process: proteolysis. The record is from RefSeq and is a predicted model, not a curated record. The transcript has a single exon.
AUGCAAAUUCUUGCUCCAAGCUAUGAGCGAGUUGAACAGCUAGACAAUAUCCCGGAGGGUUGGUCAAAAGGGAGCAAGCCUCCAGCUUCAACACUAAUGACCUUCAAUUUGGCAAUCACCCAGAGCAACGCUGCAGAAUUUGAGAAAAAAGUGAUUGAAUUAUCAACUCCAGGACAUGCAACCUACGGUCAACAUAUGAGAAGGGAAGAAGUGAAUGGGUUCCUGCGCCCACACCAAUCCGUUUCAGACUCAAUCCACGCAUGGCUAAGAUCAGGAAAUGUGCCUGCAAGUUCUAUCAAACAAGCAGGCAAUUGGAUAACGUUCACAGUUCCACUCGACCAAGCCGAGAAAAUGAUGCAGACGCAAUUUUUCUAUUUUGAUCAACAGGCUCAGAAUGAUUCAGUCAUCCGUACCCUCGGUUAUUCCGUGCCUCGUAAUAUACAUCGUUACGUCCAAUUAAUCCAGCCAACAACUCGGUUCAGCAAUCUCAGAUCUCUGAAAUUGUCUCUCGUUCAACCAAAAGUGGCAAGCUCCGAAGACUUGGCCGCUGGAUGUCACAGUACUAUCACACCAGCCUGCAUUCGAGACUUGUACGGAACAGGGAACACGACGACCAGACCAAAUCGGCACAAUAUUCUUGGGAUAUCUGGUUACCUAGAGCAAUACGCUCGAUACCGGGAUUUCAACCAUUUCAUGACUCAAUACGCCACAAACAAUACAAGCAACUUCACCGUUGUUUCAAUCCAUGAUGGACUGAACGAUCAGAACUCUUCAUCUGACAGCACCGAAGCAAGCUUAGAUGUGCAGUAUGCCAUAUCCCUUGCAGAUGCAGUCAGAGCAACUUUCUACACCACAGCUGGACGAGCACCCAUGAUCCCAGAGAUCGGCCGACCAAGUGGUUCGGGGCCCACAAAUGAGCCUUACCUUGAGCAGCUUCAUUACUUGCUUAGUCUCUCGGACCACGAGCUCCCAGCUGUGCUGACAAACUCAUACGGAGAAGAUGAACAGAGCGUCCCCGAGUCCUAUGCAAAUGCAACUUGCAGUCUAUUUGCCCAGCUCGGUGCCCGCGGUGUCUCAGUGCUUUUCAGCAGUGGAGAUUCGGGGCCUGGAGGUUCGUGCCUAAGCAAUGACGGACAGAACCGGACCAAGUUCCUACCUUCAUUUCCAGCAUCUUGCCCAUUCGUCACCUCCGUUGGAGGAACGCACGGCACCAACCCCGAAAGUGCAAUUGACUUUUCCGGGGGCGGAUUCUCAGACCUGUUCUCACGUCCAACGUACCAGGACACCGCCGUGACAGCAUAUCUGAGUAAUCUUGGAGAUAAAUGGAGUGGGUUAUACAAUCCCCAAGGAAGAGGAAUACCUGAUGUAGCAGCCCAGUCCAGUAAAUUUGUGGUUCGAGACCAUGGGGAUUGGUUGUUGGUCGGUGGUACAAGGUUUGUGCUUCCCAACCUCUAG